Molecule: messenger RNA, 3321 nt
Organism: Eublepharis macularius
Lineage: Eukaryota; Metazoa; Chordata; Lepidosauria; Squamata; Eublepharidae
Gene: RHOBTB1
Product: Rho related BTB domain containing 1
Exons: 11
Coding region: 233-2326 (697 amino acids)
Biological process (GO): small GTPase-mediated signal transduction
Molecular function (GO): GTPase activity; protein binding; GTP binding
Source: RefSeq, a predicted model, not a curated record
CGGGCGCGCGGCACGGGCUGCGGCUGCUUCUGCUCGCGCCAAGGCUCCACAAGGCGCCGGAGAAGUUUUGGUGCGUCCCGUGGAGCGCGCCGCUCUCCUCAGCGAGCGGGCGUCUGCUGGCAGGGAAGAACCAUAAAGACGCUUGUGAACGGUUGUCCCUAACGAAGGUGCUCUUUCAGAACACGCUUUAAGAUGGCUGUGAAGUCCCUUCUCUCCUCAGUGUCUCUGGUAGAUGGAUGCUGACAUGGACUACGAAAGACCUAACGUCGAAACCAUCAAAUGUGUGGUUGUCGGGGAUAAUGCGGUGGGCAAGACGCGCUUGAUCUGUGCAAGAGCAUGCAACACCACCCUGACCCAGUACCAGCUGCUAGCAACUCAUGUACCUACUGUCUGGGCAAUUGAUCAAUACCGGGUUUGCCAAGAGGUCCUUGAACGUUCUCGUGAUGUUGUUGAUGAAGUGAGUGUUUCUCUCAGGCUGUGGGACACAUUUGGCGAUCACCACAAAGACAGACGUUUUGCUUAUGGGAGGUCUGAUGUCGUCGUCCUGUGUUUUUCAAUCGCUAACCCUAACUCCCUGAAUCAUGUGAAGACCAUGUGGUGUCAAGAAAUCAAGCACUUUUGUCCUCGCACACCUGUUAUUCUGGUUGGCUGCCAACUGGAUCUCCGAUACGCUGAUCUGGAAGCUGUAAACCGAGCCAGAAGGCCACUGGCAAGGCCUAUCAAAAGGGGUGAUAUCUUGCCACCUGAAAGAGGCAGAGAGGUUGCCAAGGAGCUUGGGAUACCGUACUAUGAAACCAGUGUAUUCGACCAGUUUGGCAUCAAGGAUGUGUUUGAUAAUGCUAUUAGAGCUGCGCUGAUCUCCAGGAGACACCUGCAGUUUUGGAAAUCACAUCUGAAGAAAGUCCAGAAACCUUUACUUCAGGCUCCAUUUCUACCUCCGAAGGCACCACCUCCAGUUAUCAAAAUCCCAGAGUGCCCCACCACCAGUAUCAAUGAAGCUGGAUACCUAUUGGACAAUCCUUUGUGUGCAGAUGUCAUGUUUAUCCUUCAGGAAAACACUCAGAUUUUUGCUCAUAAGAUCUACCUAGCUACCUCCUCUUCCAAGUUUUAUGAUCUCUUUUUAAUGGAAUGUGAAGAAACCCCAGACUUACCUGAGCCACACUGUAAUAAAGAAAAGAUCAAUAGAAACCUUUUGACCAGGGCGUGUAGUCUCGAAACAAACAGUGAGGGUGAAGUGGCAACUUUAAAAACUUUGCAUGCCAAGCUGGUGUCUUCAGCAGAAGGUUACGACCCUUCAACAAGGUUAGAGCUGGAAGAGGGGGAAGCUGGUUGCAUAAAACGAGCGCUGGCAUCUUGGGGCAAAGGCUUUGUUAGCAUGCAUAAGGAAGUGCGAGUCAACCCUGUUUCAAAGAGGCUGGGCUCUAUGACCAUUGUCAAGAUGGAUGUUUCUGUUCAGCCUGGACCUUUUAAAACUGUCUUGCAGUUUUUGUAUACAGGACAGCUGGAUGAAAAUGAAAAAGAUCUGACCAGGGUAGCUCAAAUUGCUGAGAUACUGGAAGUAUUUGACUUGCGAAUGAUGGUAGAAAACAUCACCAAUAAAGAAGCCUUCAUGAAUCAGGAAAUUACAAAGGCGUUUCAUGUCAGGAAAGCUAACAGGAUAAAGGAAUGCCUCUCUAAAGGGACAUUUUCUGAUGUGACAUUUAAAUUAGAAGAUGGAAACAUAAAUGCCCAUAAGCCACUACUGAUUUGCAGCUGUGAAUGGAUGUCUGCGAUGUUUGGAGGAUCAUUUGUUGAAAGCUCAAACAGUGAGGUUCUUCUUCCAAACAUCAACAAGACUUCCAUGCAAACCAUUCUGGAUUAUCUGUACACCAAGCAGCUGUCGUCCAGUCAGGAGUUGGACACUCUUGAAUUAAUUGCACUGGCAAACAGAUUUUGCCUCCCACAUUUGGUUGCACUUGCAGAGCAACACGCAGUACAGGAGCUUACCAAAACUGCAGUGAGUGGUGUUAGUAUAGAUGGAGAAGUACUGAACUAUUUGGAGAUAGCCCAGUUCCACAACGCUAACCAGCUAGCAGCUUGGUGCUUGCACUAUAUCUGCACCAACUACAACAGUGUUUGUUCCAAAUUCCGCAAGGAAAUCAAAACGAAAUCUCCUGACAAUCAGGAAUAUUUUGAGAGACAUCGCUGGCCUCCUGUAUGGUAUCUUAAGGAAGAAGAUCAUUACCAGCGGGUCAGAAGGGAAAGAGAAAAGGAAGACAUUGCACUGAACAAGCAUCAUUCAAAACGCAAGUGGUGCUUCUGGAAUUCCUCCACAGCUGUUGCCUGAAAGGAAAGGAAGCUAUCAAGAGCGUGACUCAAAGGAAACCCACUGCUUUAACAGAAGUCUUAUUAGAAAAGAGGCCAGUGCGAACCAUUCUUGUGCCAAGUGCCAUUGAAAUAAAUGGGAGUUGCCCAGUGUAUCUUCCACUCAUAUCAGUGGACCUUCCACAGGGGAAGUUCCUGGCUGAUGGUUGGUCGAGGCGCUGGUUCUUAUUCCACCUGUGUGCAUUUAUCAUCCAUAAGGUCAGAAAGCACAAGCUCACCAGAAGCGAGUGAGAAACAGCUCCUUAAAAUUUCAACUUUUACGAUAUUUUUAGUUAAUAAGCUAAAAUAACUUGUAAACAAGUACCACAUUUCUUUUUUUUAAAAAAAAAAAUGCAAAAACAACCAAUCCAGCAUUGUUCCAAUCUCCCGAGUGGGAAAGUAUUUUUAUACAGUUUUUUUGUGUGUGCGUGUGUGUGUGAGUGUAAAGGUCUUUAACCAAAAUUUCUGAGUCCUUUUCUUUCACAGACCACAAAGUAACAAAGUAAGUCUUUAAUUUAGAUUGUUUCGGUUGUGUGUUCUUCUCCCCGCCCCCUCUGCAAGCACAGUGAAAUAUGAAUAAUAUCUUGAAGGAGCUUCUCUGGUAGAAAUUGCCAACCGAGCAACAAACUGACUUUGCUAGGCAACUAUUUCUUUUUCUCUUCAAAAGCUGUGUAUUCAUAACAAUUAGAGCCUUCUUUUUUUCCAACUGAAGUAAGGGGAUACCACAAGAUCCAAUAACAAAGAUGUUAUCCAGUCAAAAAUCUUCAUUUAGGUGAAGAAUAUGAAGUAUAAUUUAUCUCUGCCACAGCAUUGUUGGAAUGUGCAUUUCCAGGGUUCGCCAUGUAAGGGUAGAAAUUGCAACAGCCAUGUGAAAUUUUAUAACUCCUUUUUAUGUAUUCCUGGGCUUUAAAAUGUCUAUUUUCAAGAGGAUCAUUUUCUGGAAAAAAUCAGAAGAGCUUAUUAAAUGAAUGUCUCUAA